AUGUAUUCCAAAGCCACUCUCACUCUUCUUUUUGCGGCCCUCGCAGCUGCCGGCCCCAUCAGCCGCCGAGAGGUUGCGUCCCUGGACCCGGCCGCCACCGCCGAGGCCCAUCAGCGAGAUGCCACGGCCACCCGUGCCUUUUCCAACGUCCAGAUCAAGACCUCGGACGGCAAAUGCCUGAGCGUCGACCCCCUCUCCGGCGACUUCCGGGCCAACCUGACGCCCAUCCAGAUCACCGACUGCGGCAGCGCUCAGGGCCAGGGCUGGGACGUCAUCACCUCGGGCGUCCACAACGACCAAAAGGGCCAGGCUCUGAUUGUGAGCACGCUUACACAGGCCUGCUUCAACUUUGACCCGCGACGGGCGGCCGGAAACCAGGUCCUGCUCUUCUCGUGCGGUGGACGGGCUGAUGGCGGCGGAUCCGUCACCAACUCGCAGCUGUUUGCCUUUACUGGCGGCAAUGGCCCGCUGAGCCUGACGCCUGAGAACGACGCCACCAAGUGCCUUGUCCCCAAGGGCAACUUGGUUGACAUUGCCGACUGCAGUGCCGGCGAUGCUACGCAAAAGUUCACCAUUGGUGGCUCUGCCGGAGGUUCUGAUAGCAGCAGCAGCAACAACACCAGCUCUGCCGUUGCCAGCUCUGCUGCUGCUGCUGCCACCUCUGCCGCUGCCAGCUCAGCUGCGGCCGGCUCCACGGCUGUUGAGACUCAAGCUUCUGCCACUUCAGCAGCCGUGACGAGCGUCGCUGCUGUGACCGAUGCUGCUGAUGCCGCCGCUGCCACGACGCUGACCGUCCUCGCGACCUCGGUCCACACCGUCAUCAGCUGUGCUCCCACCGUGACCAACUGCCCGGCUCGCUCCAACCAGACGGCCAUCGCCAGCCUGCCCGAGUCGGCCAAGACCACCGUCGUUGUCACCGACACCGUCGUCCUGGCCACCACCGUCUGCCCCAUCGAGCAGGCCUCCAGCAUCUCCUCGUCCCUCCAGGCUGCCCACUCCUCCGGCCUCAUCACCGGAUCGACCAUUACCGCCACCACCCCGGCCCAGGCUGCUGCCACCGCCACUGCUGCUGCCACAACCACCGCCGCUUCUAGUGCUGCUACCGGCGCUGCUCCCGGAGGUGACGAGAAUGCUCAGUGCUCGGCCCCCAAGAUCGUCACCGUCUCUGAGGUUGUUACUGUUACCGCAGGCCAGGAGGCAGCCUCUGUCUCCGCUGCGGCUGUUACCAGUGCUGCCGUUGCCAACAACGCUGGUACAGGCAGCUCUCAGACGACUGCUGCCGCCGUCUCUCAGCCCGCCAUCACCGGAAACCCUACGACUCCCGUGCCUGUCUCUGGCGCUGGAGGCACUCUGAACCCCACGGCCGCCGCCGAGGCCAACCCCUUUGACGCGACUGCUGUGCGACCCGUCCAGAGCGUCAACGUCCGAGCCGCUGAUGGCCGAUGCCUGUCUGUCAACCCCACGGCCGGUGACUUCCGCGAGAACCUCAUCCCUAUCCAGAUGGUCGCCUGCAACCAGGAGGACCAGAGUCAGAAGUUCGACAUUGUCACCAAGGGUGCUCACAACGACGGCACUGCUGGCGAGGCGCUGCUUGUCAGCGUCUUGACCAACGGCUGCGUCAACUUUGAUGGUCGCCGAGCGGCAAACGACCAGGUGAUUAUGUUUUCUUGCGGCGGACGCGCUGACGGAAGCGGCAAGACUACAACCUCGCAGCUGUUCCCCUUCAAGAACGGCGACACCAACAUCAUUCUCACUCCUGCCUCCGCCACCAACCAGACCUGCCUCAUCGCUGGUGCUGACAGAGUGGAGGCCGCAAACUGCGACAACCAAAAGGACCAAGUCUUCCAACUGGCGGAGAUUGUCUAA
Messenger RNA from Trichoderma atroviride IMI 206040, 1866 nucleotides. RefSeq lists its product as uncharacterized. The record is from RefSeq and is a predicted model, not a curated record. NCBI's taxonomy places the organism in Eukaryota, Fungi, Ascomycota, Sordariomycetes, Hypocreales, Hypocreaceae.